Calypte anna (Anna's hummingbird) is the source of this 1274-nucleotide messenger RNA. It is a transcript of the gene CENPK, whose product is annotated as centromere protein K. The transcript is spliced from 10 exons. Gene Ontology annotation, biological process: kinetochore assembly; mitotic sister chromatid segregation. The record is from RefSeq and is a predicted model, not a curated record. Lineage: Eukaryota; Metazoa; Chordata; Aves; Apodiformes; Trochilidae. Bases 27 to 863 code for a protein of 278 amino acids. Gene Ontology annotation, cellular component: nucleus.
CAGCCAGUGAUCGCGGAGCGCGCGCAAUGGCGGCGGCGGGCAGCGCGGGGGGAAGCGGAGCCGCUGCGACAGAAAACUCACCUUGUCCUGUAGAUGCCCAUGAAGAACUCUUGGGUGAAUGUGAGAGUAUCUGGAAAAAGAUGGAAGAGUGUCAGAGCAAGCUAGCACUUCUAAGACCAGAAAAAACAUUAAAAUCAGGUGACAAGCUGUCCAUGUUAAUGAUGCAAGCCAGAGCUCUAACAGCAGAACAUAACGAAUGGCAACAAAGAAGUCCUGAAAUAAUUUCUGAAAAUCUUGAUGUACUGUUAGCAUUGGGAAAAGAAGAGCUGCAGAAAGUACAAAAAGAUCUUGAAAUGGUGCUGUCAACAAUUCAGUCAAGGAAUGAAAAACUGGACGAAGAUCUGAAAAGAGAACAGCAGUGGCAUGAAGAACAGAAGCUGGUACUAGAUGCUCUUAAUGAAAUUGAAAAAGAGAAAAGCAAUGAAGCGAAAAAACUUUCCAGAACAAGUUUGAAUAGCAGAGCAUUACAUGAGCUGCAACAUCAAGAGAAGAAAUUAAAUAUGUAUAAGAAGGAACUUUUGAAUGCUCUGGGUGAAUUUCUAGAGGAACAUUUUCCCCUUCCAGACAAAAGUAGAAGGACUAAAAACAGUAAGAAUUCUGGAGAGCCAGCUGUAGAACUGAUAACGCUGCAUGAAAUUUUAGAGAUUCUUGUAAACAAGUUAAUGCGCACACCACAUGACCCCUUUGUAGCAAUUGAGGACUCGUUUUGGCCACCGUAUAUUGAGCUGCUGCUGCGAUGUGGGAUUGCCCUGAGACAUCCAGAAGAUCCAAACAGAAUACGCCUAGAGGCCUUUCACAUCUAGUGUGACAUACAGAUAUGUUUCCUUUAAAACAAAACAAAGCACCAGUACUUUGCUGGGGGCUACAAAAUAUAUAUUUGGCCAGUGUGAAAUACAAAAAGCCAAAAUUUCUGCUCAUGCUUAGAGUUGUCUUUCAGUUUUUUAGCAAGUGAUGCAGAGAUCUGCAUUGUGGAGGGUUUUUUCAGCUGCUCUAAUGAGAUGCAGGUUUAGGUAAUAGAGAAAGUAUAGAUUAUUAACCAUCCUUCUUACUUCUGAAAUAUCUUCUACAUUAAACUUGUCUAAUGUUAGUUUUUAAUUCUCUUAAUUUUCUUCAGUAUUUUGUUGCAUUUGGUAGAGGCAAAAUUUUAAAUAACUUGGUAUCUCCUUUACGUUGCCUUGCAGAUACUUGGAAUUAACAGUAAAAUAUCACCUCAA